AUUGAUGAUUUUUUGAUCAGGUAGAAAAAAGAGAAGGGAAUGAGGAACAGGAUGACAUAGAAAGUAACUUGCUGCUACCGGCGGGAGUCGCUCUGCGUAUGGCUACACUCAGUCUGAAAAUCUACCGUGGAGAAGACCUGCCACAGAUGGAUGAUGCGUUUGCCCAGACAGUAAAGAGCAUAUUUGGUGGAACAGAUGACAAGAAAAAUUUGGUGGAUCCUUUUCUAGAAGUCAGUUUUGCUGGCAAAAAGGUUUGCACGAAGAUUGUAGAGAAGAAUGCCAAUCCAGAGUGGAACCAGCUUAUUCACCUGCAGGUCAAGUUUCCAUCGAUGUGUGAACGCAUCAAGCUCACGUUAUUUGACUGGGAUCGGCUGUCAAGGAAUGAUGUUAUUGGGACCACCUUCCUGAAUCUGACCAAAAUAGCAUCAUCUGGGGGAGAAGGGGAAUUGACACCAGAGAAUGGUCUGCCUUCUUCCUUUAACG
Triplophysa rosa is the source of this 483-nucleotide messenger RNA. RefSeq names its product myoferlin-like. The record is from RefSeq and is a predicted model, not a curated record. NCBI's taxonomy places the organism in Eukaryota, Metazoa, Chordata, Actinopteri, Cypriniformes, Nemacheilidae. The transcript has 6 exons. Gene Ontology annotation, biological process: membrane fusion; plasma membrane organization. The annotation marks the transcript as partial.